Messenger RNA from Tachyglossus aculeatus (Australian echidna), 2353 nucleotides. RefSeq names its product syntaxin 2 (gene STX2). Gene Ontology annotation, biological process: exocytosis; intracellular protein transport; synaptic vesicle fusion to presynaptic active zone membrane. Gene Ontology annotation, cellular component: plasma membrane; presynaptic active zone membrane; endomembrane system. NCBI's taxonomy places the organism in Eukaryota, Metazoa, Chordata, Mammalia, Monotremata, Tachyglossidae. Gene Ontology annotation, molecular function: SNAP receptor activity; SNARE binding. The coding region runs from base 65 to 928 and encodes 287 amino acids. The record is from RefSeq and is a predicted model, not a curated record. The transcript is spliced from 10 exons.
UCCGUCCGUCCGGCCCCGAGUCCGGGGCAAGAGGGGGCCUGAGGGGGAGCCGGCCGCCGCGGGGAUGAAGGACCGCCUGCCCGACUUGACAGCGUUGAAGAAAAAUGAAGAUGGCGAAACAACAGUUGUUAUUGAAAAGGACCAUUUCAUGGAUGAUUUCUUCCACCAAGUUGAGGACCUUCGGAACAGUAUAGCUAAAAUUGCGCAAAAUGUUGAAGAAGUAAAAAAAACCCACAGUAUCAUCCUUUCAGCACCAAAUCCAGAAGGAAGAACAAAGGAAGACUUAGAAGAACUGAAUAAAGAAAUCAAGAAAAUUGCGAAUAAAAUCAGAGCCAAGUUAAAGUCUAUUGAGCAAAGUUUCGACCAAGAUGAGAAUGCCAACCGAACUUCAGUAGAUCUCCGAAUACGAAAAACACAGCAUUCAGUUCUGUCUCGAAAGUUUGUGGACGUCAUGACAGAAUAUAAUGAAACCCAAACUCUGUUUCGGGAACGAAGCAAAGGACGGAUACAACGUCAGCUAGAAAUUACUGGAAAAACCACCACUGAUGAUGAACUGGAAGAGAUGUUGGAAAGCGGGAAUCCUUCCAUUUUCACUUCUGAUAUUAUAUCAGAUUCACAAAUUACUAGACAAGCACUCAAUGAAAUUGAGUCACGCCACAAAGAUAUCAUGAAACUGGAGUCCAGUAUACGAGAACUACACGAAAUGUUUAUGGACAUGGCAAUGUUUGUUGAGACUCAGGGUGAAAUGAUCAACAAUAUAGAAAAAAACGUUAUGAACGCAUCAGACUAUGUAGAACAUGCUAAGGAAGAAACUAAAAAAGCUGUUAAAUACCAAAGCAAAGCACGAAGGAAAAUGAUGUUCGUAAUUAUUUGUGUAAUUAUUUUGCUUGUGAUCCUUGGAAUUAUCCUAGCAACCACACUGUCAUAGCAAGUCUCUACCAGGAGCUGAGGAGUUUCGGAGAUGUGCAACAUGCUGGCAGAGAAACCAGUACCGUGAUUUUGGCAAAUAUACUUGAACGGAAUGAUCUGUAACUUUCAACUCUGAUUUUAGCAUCAGUGAAUUCAAAGUGAAAACCCAACGGGAAGUAAUGUUGAAAUGUGUCUCUGGGAGAGUGAUCGUAGUAAACACACUUUUGCUGUAAUAUGCUACAAAAAUUUGAAAACGUUAAAUUUCCUUUAGUGGUUUCAAAUAAUGGCCAACUGAAGAAUUCCACUUUGGAUAUUUGUGUUAAAAAUAUCAAGUUUAAUUAAGAGUACUUUUAUGAAGCAAAUGUGCUUCAGCUACGCAACUUCGUUUUCCUCCACUAAUAUAUUCCAAUUAAGAGAAGUUUUUGUACUUCAUUUACUCUUGUUCAGCUCUUGUUGGCAAAAUGCCGAUUAUUCAAACAGCUGCUUGUAAUUUUUGCACCUAUUAACUGUUUAAUACAUUAACAUCUAUUCCAGUUUAAAUACUAAAUGUUGCCUGGGUAAAAAAAAACUUCAGCAUUUCAUUUUAAAAUACAAUGUGUUUAAACACAGCACAUUAUAGAACAGCCAUGAAGUAUCCUUAAAGAAAUUCAAGUGCCUCUGUUAAUAGUGACUUUUAAAUUAAUUAAUCUUACUUUUGAAAGCUCUUAGAAGAGAAUCUAGAUUAUUGUACUCCAUUACUACCUUUCUUGUGAGCCACAAUAAUAAACAAUUAGUCUCUUCAUUGCAAAGUUUUUUUAAAAAAAUUCAGCUCAUUUGUACUUUUUGUACAUUAUUCAAACUAGAAAUAAAAUGUAGCAAUGGAAUGUACAUAUUUGUGUUGUAGCCCAAAAUAGUUGUUCCCAGUUGCACCCUGAAUCAAAUUAUAUGAAAGAUUAUUUCAAUCUUAAUAAGUUGGUCAUGAAUUUCAAAAGCUCCCAUACUUCUUGAAGUCUGGGGUUGAUUCAGAUAAUAUAAUAAAGUACAUAAUUUAUUUCCUAUACAUUUCUUAGCGUGGUGCUGCUGUGUUGUGACAUUUAUUACAUGUGUUUAACACUAAUGAAGUGUUUGUAAUGCAUUUACAGUUAUGAAGCUAUCAACUUGUGAAAUUAAGUGAACAUUUUAAAUAUAUCCAAAAUAUAGCCAACUUUCAUGUUUUAAGCCAAGCUUUGUGACUGUAUAUCGCUGUAAAAGUGCCUGUAUUUUGUCUUCCCUUUGUUUUACGUUUGAUGUAGAUAUAUUUAUACCAAAUGAAAAGGUGAAAAGUGAGUGUGUAGUAAGUUACUAUUGAGCAGUUUCAAAGCUGUCUUCCUUAUUUAAUACAGUUUUAAAUUUUAGUGCCUCAUACGUGGUUUCUAGAGAUCAUUUUAUUUCGCUAAAUGCCAUGUUCCUGCUAUCUAUUUAAAAG